This is a messenger RNA of Penaeus vannamei (Pacific white shrimp), 2372 nucleotides long. Its product is annotated as venom phosphodiesterase. Gene Ontology annotation, cellular component: sarcoplasmic reticulum; I band; striated muscle dense body. Gene Ontology annotation, molecular function: metal ion binding; hydrolase activity; nucleic acid binding. Lineage: Eukaryota; Metazoa; Arthropoda; Malacostraca; Decapoda; Penaeidae. The record is from RefSeq and is a predicted model, not a curated record.
CGUGAACCCGCCUUCAGCGCUGCAGUAACACUGAUGAAGAGUGGGUGAAAACACCUUCGCAAUAAUAUGUUGCCUCAUCAAACUUUGCCACAAUGAAGCGAUGCAGCAGUCGCGUGUCUACAUUAUCGGUGGGGGCGUCACGGUGGUGCUGGUGGUAAUCGUGCUGCUGGCGGUGCUGGUGCCACCCAAGACGGAGAUCCGUGCCUGCCCCGCCUCCUACGAGAAGCAUCCCCUGAUCCUGGUGUCUCUCGAUGGGUUCCGGGCGGACUACCUCGAGAAGGGCCUCACGCCUGGCCUGCAGGCGCUCGUGGAUGGUGGGGUCCACGCCCCCUUCAUGAAGCCCUCGUACCCCACCCUUACUUUCCCCAACCACUACACUAUCGUCACGGGCCUGUACCCGGAGUCCCACGGCAUCAUCGCCAACAAGUUCUACGACCCGGAUUUCAAAGCGUCCUUCUCUUUGGGCAGCGAGGAGUCUCUUAAGGGCCGCUGGUGGGGCGGGGAGCCCAUCUGGAACACUCUCGCGCGCCAGGACAAGAUGAGCGCGACGUUCUUCUGGCCGGGUUCCGAAGCCGACAUCGGCGGUCAGCACCCGACCUACUGGUUUCCCUACAGCGACGACACGCUCUUCAGCGAGCGCGUCGAACAGGUACUGAGUUGGGUCACCCUGCCGGAGCAUGAGAGGCCGGCCUGGAUCUCCUUGUAUCUCAACGAACCUGACCACACGGGCCAUGGGGAGGGACCUGACAGCAACCAGGUCGAGGCCCUGAUCAUGUACGCUGACCGCACGAUCCAGCAGCUGGUGGCGGGUUUGGAGUCCCUCGGCCUGACCUCCUGCGUGAACCUGGUGGUGGUGGCUGAUCACGGCAUGGCGGCGUCGGGGCUGGACAAGAUCAUUAAACUCAAGGACUACGUGCCCGACAUCGGCGACCUCGCCUACACGUACUCCGGCGCCUUCGGGAGGAUCAGCCUGAAGAACGACAGCGAAGAGAUCGAGAUGGACGUCCUCGAGAAGCUGACGUGCCAGCGAGAGGAGCUCCGGGCCUACGACUACCGCGACCUCCCGACGCGGUUCCACUUCAGCAACAACCGCCGAAUCGAGAACAUCGUGCUCGACCUCGACGCCGGCUACACUGUCAGCGUCUCCUCCGAUUUCUACCUCAAGGGCCAGCAUGGAUACGACAACUACGAACAGAAGAUGAAUGCUCUCUUCAUCGGCCACGGCCCCGCCUUCAAGAAGGGCGUGGAGAUUGAACCCUUCCAGAACAUCGAGCUCUACAACCUCAUGUGCCACCUGACGGGAGUGACGCCGGCGCCCAACAACGGCACGGAGGGCUCGCUCUACCACGCCCUCGUCAGCCCUCCAGACACGCCCUCCUUGCCUCAGGAGGCAAAGCCGCCUGCCGCUUCCUAUCCGAGCGCCGAGGAAGAGGAGGCUCGACUGACGCUGUCAGGCUGCGAUGGAGACCUGGCGGCUGUUGAGUCCUGGAUGUCGAGCCUGGACCUGACGGAGGCGCAGAAGCAGGAGGCGGAAGCCCGACAUCUCCCUUGGGGCGUCCCGUAUUCAGGGAACCUCUCCGCCUCACUGGUUCUCCUGCACCACGGCAGCCACGUCACGGCCUUCUCCGAGAGCCUGAAGAUGCCUCUGUGGACGAGCCUGACCCUGAGUGGGGCGCCGACGAACCCGCCGCCGGAGAGCUGGUGCAGCGACGUCCGCCUCACGACCGAGACCACGCCCACCUGCGCGGGGUACGAGUCGCUGGCGCCGCUCAACGUGUCCAUGGCGCCGCUCCUGCCCCCAGGCUUCCUUCAGGACCCUGACCUGGUGCGCGUCCCGUACAUGGUGAGCAACGCAGUCCCGGCGGCGCCCCAGCUGGUCGAGAGGUGGUCUCAGCUGGUGACAGACCUCGUGCCGUCCUGGCUGGCGGUCCACGGCUCGCUCAACCUGGUGCUGGGGCCCGUUUUCGACGCCGACGCGGAUUCGCACGUCGACGACUUCAGCCCUCCUCCUGAGAUGCCCUCGGAUAUGUUCGCGGUGGUCACCCGCUGCGAGUCCCCGGGCGUCCCCGUGGACCGCUGCCCGCACGGGGACCUGGACGCCCUCUCCUUCAUCGUCCCCGAGGCUCUCCGCGUCAUCAACUGCCUGAACGCCACGCGCUUCGCACAGGAGUUCAGCGCCAAAGUCCGCGACGUGGAGACGGUGACGGGCCUGACGCUCUUCCCGCAGCUGCCCUUCGCCGAGCGCUCGAGACUCGAACUCAGGAUCCACUCCGACGUCUGGCCGCUGACGUAGCGCCCUCGACAGACCCCGUCAGUCAGACGCCCGCGCGUUGUCGCCGUAAUGUAUUUUAAUAAACGAUUAUUAAAUUAUA